Messenger RNA from Chinchilla lanigera (long-tailed chinchilla), 1151 nucleotides. It is a transcript of the gene Pqbp1, whose product is annotated as polyglutamine binding protein 1. NCBI's taxonomy places the organism in Eukaryota, Metazoa, Chordata, Mammalia, Rodentia, Chinchillidae. Gene Ontology annotation, molecular function: ribonucleoprotein complex binding; protein binding. Gene Ontology annotation, cellular component: cytoplasm; nuclear body. Gene Ontology annotation, biological process: alternative mRNA splicing, via spliceosome. The record is from RefSeq and is a predicted model, not a curated record. The coding region runs from base 187 to 984 and encodes 265 amino acids. The transcript has 7 exons.
GAUUCACUGCAGAGCUAAGCGUCGUCCAGUCACCUUAGCGCUCCCGGAAAGAGGGCCUCGUUUCAUGCUGUGAGGGAAAAGUCGCGUGUGGUAUUAUUGGUGAUUAUAGCGGCAACGAGAAAGAGGCGGGCGGCCUGACAACCUUCCGUUACCCUCACGACUGCAUCGGUCUGUGAGGGACUCGCUAUGCCGCUCCCCGUUGCGCUGCAGACCCGCUUGGCCAAGAGAGGCAUCCUCAAACAUCUGGAGCCCGAACCAGAGGAAGAGAUCAUUGCUGAGGACUAUGACGAUGACCCUGUAGACUAUGAGGCCACUCGGUUGGAGGGCCUGCCACCAAGCUGGUACAAGGUGUUCGACCCUUCCUGCGGGCUCCCUUACUACUGGAAUGCAGACACAGACCUCGUGUCCUGGCUCUCCCCACAUGACCCCAACUCCGUCGUUACCAAAUCUGCCAAGAAACUCAGGAGCAAUAAUGCAGAUGCUGAGGAGAAGUUGGACCGGAGCCACGAGAAGUUGGACAGGGGCCAUGAGAAGUCUGACCGGAGCCACGAGAAGCCAGACCGGAGCCACGAGAAGUCAGACCGGAACCAUGACAAGUCUGACAGAGAUCGAGAGCGUGGCUAUGACAAAGUGGACAGAGAGCGAGAGCGGGACCGGGAAAGGGACCGUGACCGUGGGUAUGACAAGGCAGACCGAGAAGAGGGCAAAGAACGACGCCACCAUCGCCGCGAGGAGCUGGCCCCCUACCCCAAGAGCAAGAAGGCGGCGAGCCGAAAGGAUGAAGAGCUAGACCCCAUGGACCCCAGCUCGUACUCAGACGCCCCCCGGGGCACAUGGUCAACAGGACUCCCCAAGCGGAAUGAAGCCAAGACAGGCGCUGACACGACAGCAGCUGGACCCCUCUUCCAGCAGCGCCCAUACCCCUCCCCGGGGGCUGUGCUUCGCGCCAACGCCGAGGCCUCACGAACCAAACAGCAGGACUGAACCUGACUCUGAGCCCUGCAGGCUGGCUUCUCUGCCUCCCUUUUGUUUUCCCCCUUCCUGAAUGGCAGGAUAGAACCCGAAGCUUCGUGCAUGCUAAGCAGGUGCUCCACCACUGAGCGGCACCCCGACUCCCCUGCUGCUUCCAAUAAAGCUUUUCUGUGAUCAUA